AAUACCCAAGUCCCCGUGCAACACCUCUUCCCACCUUUCGUCUCCGGUGUUUUCAAGAACGACACAGUGGUAGACAAGACUAUCAUUCCCAUGCCGCCAACUAUGGAUAUUAGCGUCAUCAUUGUAGGAGGAGGGCCGGUUGGACUGACAGCAGCCCACGCAUUCUCCAAGCUCGGGAUCGACUUCGCCCUUCUCGAGCGCCGCGACAUUAUCGCCGAAGAUGUCGGCGCCAGCAUCGUUCUAUGGCCGCACGGAAUACGCAUCAUGGCUCAACUCGGCUUGCUGGACCAGCUGUUGUCCAUUGGUACAGAAUUAAUGUCGGGUACAUUUCAAACCGUAAAUGGCAAAGCCUUUCUUCGGACAAGCUCUCCCCAACUGUGCAAGACCAAAAUCCACACCUCCAAAACCGUCACAUCCAUCUCUUCUGUUCCUGGCGGCGGCAUCAAAGUCCUCUGCUUAGAUGGCACCUCCUACACGGGAAGCUUCACCCUCGGCGCCGACGGAAUCCACAGCGUAUCCACUCCAAAAAACCUCUGCCUCCAAGUCCUCGCAAACGAGAAAUCCAACGUCCAAUUCUGCUUUCUCUACCAGCUCCUCCUCCCUGAUAACUCACCCUCCAAGAAAUUUACCCAGUCCGAUAUCGAAGCCAUCAUCUCCCGCCCUGAUGUAUCUUCCCGCCCGCUGGGGGGGUCCGGCCUAACAGUCAAGGACGCCUGGCGGUUAAAGUCAAAAUGCGGCAUCACACCGCUAGAAGAAGGCAUCCUCAAGCCUGAGUGGCAUUUCGGAAACCAGAUGGUUCUCGUCGGGGACGCGGCGCACAAAGUCACGCCGACGAUUGGGCAGGGGCUGAACAUGGGCUUGUUGGAUGUGGUUUCGCUCGCAAAUCAAGUGUCCGAGUUCGUGGGCUCUGCCGGGUCCAGCCGGGAGAAAGUUUUGGGGGGUUUGGAUGGGGCGUUUAGACGGUACCGAGCCGAGAGGCUUGAGAGCGUGGAGAAAGAUUACAAGAGGUCCGGGGUGGUGACGAGGCUGACCUGCUGGCGGGAGUGGCGGUUUAAACUGUUCGACAGGGUGGUGAUGCCGAUUCCGGGGGUCGAUGUCCUGCUUGUGAACAAGGUUAACUCGCCCAUCAUGGCGAGGGGCCUUGUGUUUAGGGGGAUAAGAGUGGAGAGGGAACCAUUUGAGGGGAGGGUCAAAUGGAAGGAAAAGAUGCCGCUUCUAGACAAAACAGCGCAUGAUGAGGAGAGAAAAGAGAGUGGGGGUUGA
Podospora bellae-mahoneyi is the source of this 1263-nucleotide messenger RNA. RefSeq lists its product as uncharacterized. NCBI's taxonomy places the organism in Eukaryota, Fungi, Ascomycota, Sordariomycetes, Sordariales, Podosporaceae. Bases 91 to 1263 code for a protein of 390 amino acids. Gene Ontology annotation, molecular function: FAD binding. The record is from RefSeq and is a predicted model, not a curated record. The transcript has 3 exons.